UGUAACUGAAUGCGCGCGCGCCUGCUGCCGUUGAAGUGUAGCGCGGGAAAACUUUUCAAAUCCUAUAAGUGAUAACCUCUGAAGAGUAAUAAAAAUUUUUGUUAACUUACGUACUUACUUGUUAAUUAAGAAGGAUUUAUCUGAGAUCAGUAACGACCUUUGUUCAGUAGUAGUAAUAUUUGUAGUAAACGAAAAAUGACGACGUUGCUGAGGAAAAUUUGGAAAAAUCACACCAAACACCAAAAGCUAUCAGAAGAAUGGGCACUAGCGGAGUGCGAAGGGGAAGGAUGGUGGAAGGAGGCGCGCGAUUCGAGCCGCGACCACAUCGACGUGCAGUACGCGGGCGUGGCGCCCGUGGAGCGAGCUUCCUCCGCGCCCGCCACCGCGCUCGCCGUGCGCGCCGCCUUAAACUCCGUCAAAUCGUUCAACAAGAAAAUGCAGAGGGUGAGCUUAGACAUCAGCUCCAAGGGCAUAGUUGUGAACGACGUCAGCGCACAGGAAGAAAUAUUAAGCAUAUCCAUUUACAGAAUAUCGUACUGCUCAGCGGAUGCGGCGAAUGCGCGCGUGUUCGCUGUGGUGGAAGGCAAGUCUACUGGCGGAUCAGCUGAGACCCACGUAGUGCACGUGUUCGUGUGCGCGCGGAGAAAACAUGCGCGAGCCCUGGCGCUGUCUCUCGCGCACGCCUUCAAUGACGCGUACCAGGCUUGGCAAGCAACACAACAAAGCAGUAUGCAAGGCAGCGGGAAAGGACUUGCACCUUGGGUGCGAUUUGCCGAAGAGUCAGACGAUGAAGUCGACAAUGAGCAGUGGCAAGAAGCAGCACCGCCGCUGGUCACGUUCGCCUGAAAAUCUUUGGAAACAUCUUUGGUUUUUGCUGCUUUUUGCUUCGCUUCUUAAAUAAAAUUACAAGUUGUCAUUACGAACUUUUGGCAUUCACAUCACAUUACUAUAGACUAGGAGGAAGAAUAAGGAACAUGUGAUUCUCGUGUAUUAGUUGUAUUGAUAGAAGCAGGCCGAAAUCCCAUUGUAAAAAUUGGUUGUCACCUAUGAUGUUUUAAAGUUAUAUUAUACGUCAUUGGUUAUUGCUUAAAGCUAGAAUAAGCUCUAUUGACUCAAAUUCAUACUUGACAUUACAAAUCGAUAUCAAAAGACACCAUAAAUAAGACAAAAUAAGAUUUUUUUUUAAUAUUAAUACAAUUCAAAAAUUCUUGCUAAAGAUUAUUACCAACAUUUCACAAAAGGACCUACUUAAUGUUUUUGAUUGAAGUUAACAUGAAGAGGAAUAAAAUUAAUGUUAG
Messenger RNA from Chilo suppressalis (striped riceborer), 1298 nucleotides. Lineage: Eukaryota; Metazoa; Arthropoda; Insecta; Lepidoptera; Crambidae. The record is from the annotation of a GenBank genome assembly.